AUGUGCACGGUGGAUAAGUUAUUGAUCAAGGGCAUCCGGUCGUUCUCGCCCGAUAAUGAACACGUGAUACAGUUCCCGAAGCCGCUGACGCUCAUAGUCGGUCGGAACGGCGCCGGGAAGACGACUGUCAUCGAGUGCCUGAAGAUGGGGUCCACGGGCGAGCUGCCACCGAGCGCGCGGAGCGGACAGGCGUUCAUUCACGACCCAAAGGUGGCGGACGUGACAGAGGUGAAGGCGCAGAUAAAGCUACGUUUUCGGAACGUCACGGGGAAACCGUUCGUGGUGAUUCGGUCAUUUCAGUUGACGCAAAAGGCGAGAGGAAAGCUGGAGAAGAAAGAUUUGGACAGCGUCAUACAGAGUGUCGAUGCGAACGGGAAGAUGGUGAGCAUAUCGAAGAAGUGUGUUGACAUCAACGCCGAGGUCCCGGCGCUUAUGGGGGUGUCGAAGGCGAUAUUGGAGAACGUCGUCUUCGUGCACCAGGAAGAGUCCAACUGGCCGCUGGGCGACAGCGCAGGAUUGAAGAAGAAGUUUGAUGAGAUUUUUAGCGCCACCAAGUACACGAAAGCUUUAGAACACAUUCGAAAAUUGAAAACGGAGCAGGCUGGGCUCAUCAGAGAUUACAAGGGCAAGGUUGAGUCUCUCAAGAUUCAAAAGGAUCACGCAACGAAACUGCGCGAUACGUUCGAGACGAACAGAGACAAGUCGAGCGAUUUGACAAAGCACGUCGCGAUGCUCGAAGUGAAGAUCAAUGCCGCGCAAGAAGAAAUUGCUCAAAUUGAAGCCGUCUUUGCAGCUGUGCGUGAGAUUCAUGACAAGCGCAACGCGUUGGUCGCUCGUCGAGAGGCUGUGACGUUGGAGAAUGCGCGGAAACUCGCGAGCAUGAACACAGAGCUGACUGAAUCAUUGGAGGAACUCGAGGCCAUGGGCGAUACCUUCAAUCAAAAGUUUGCGGCGCUCAAACAAGAGCGCGACGUGCUCGAUCGCAAAGUCAACGACGCUCGCUUAGAGAUGGAGGCUCUCAAGGAUCAUCGCGAGCGCAUGAUCAAGACGGCGGGCCGACUCAGCGCAGAGGUGGAGGCGCAAACGAAACGCGUGAGCGAACGAUUGACUUUCGCUCAAUCAACGGCAAAAAGACAUCCUGAGCUUGGUUUCGCCGCCACUUCGGAGGUCGAUCCCGUCGUCUUGUCCGAUGCACUCAGCUCUCGUUUGUCAAUGCGUCAACAAGCGAUUGAUAAAAUGCGCGCGAAGCACCGAUCGAUGGACGCCGAGUGUGGAGCGAAGAUCGACGACAUUACCGAGCGUUUGAGCUCUCACACGCAAAGAAUUGCGAUCAUUGGCGAGCAGCAAGACACGAGGAGGCGCCGACUGGAGGAGAUCAACAAAGAUCUCGGCGAGAACGCGGUGAACGAGUCUGCGAUUGAGGAGCUCGAAAACCGUGUGAACCGAGCGAAUGAGGCGUACGCUUCGAAGAGUAAAUCGGACUUCGCUUCGCAAAUGAAAGUAGACAUGGAAAAAGUCGAAAUAAACCUUAGCGAUAUCGAGCGUGAGAUAAACAAAUUGCGAGCCGAGCAGGAGAACGCCGUGCAAGCGGGAGAAUCGGAAAUGAAGAUUCGAAUGAAAAAGGAGGAAUUGUUUGCGAAGAAAAACUCUUUGGAGAACAUCGUCGAGCAUCGUUCUGAGCAGCUGCGAGACGUGUUUGGUGCCGCCAUGCCGAUGAAUAUCGAGAUGAAGGACGCGCUUGUAGAAAAGCUGGACGAAUUGAACGAAUUGGUGGCCAAGGCGCAAGAACAGUUGAACGCAAGCUCCUCGCGUGUUGCAGUGCUUGAACACGAAAUUGCCGUGGCGAAAACUGAGCUCGAGAGCAACAGAAGAUCUUUGAAUGACGUCAUUGCGCUCGAGACGAUUGAUGCAAACGCUCAAGUGUUGGGCGCUGGUGGUUUUGCGGGAUAUGCCAACGCUCUCGAGGCCGUGAACCGAGAAGUUGGUGAUGUCGAGGCGCAACUGACACAGCUCACAUCUUUGCAAAAUCUGUUCUCAAAAUUCGUUGCCGAAGCCGAAAAGAAUCAAUCAUGUUCACUUUGUAAACGUGGGUUCCCUUCUGCAGAAUCCACUGAUUCAUUCAUCCAAGACAUGCAGCAGAAUAUGGCAAAGGUUCCGGCUCAAAUUGCCGUAAUCGAGGAGCGCGUCGAGAAGACGAGAGAGCGUCGUAAGCUCCUCCUGGAUUUGAGCGAGGCAGCUUCGCAGUUCAAGACGCUCUCUGAGAAAGUCCCAGAUUCCGAGCGUUUGUUCGCGGAGCUCGAGGUAUCUUUUGCGACUGCGCGGGAAACGGAAAAGUUAUGUGAAAAGGAAAUCGCCGAGAAGCGGCAAUCUGCCUCCGUAGUCGGAUCAAUCAUGGAGGACGCCGGUAACAUCUCGCGGCUGGCGAAAGAGGUUCAGGCGCUACAGGAUGCGGUCGAAGCACUUCAGUUGAAUGUUGUGAACGUGACCGGUGAGACGCGUUCUACGUUGGACAUCUCGAAUGAUCUCGAGAUGCUUGAUGUGAAACGAGAAGCCGCCGACAGAGAGAGAGGCAUCUUACUGAAACGAAAGGAACGACAUGAGAUGGAGCUACUCAACCUCGAGCGUAACGCCCGUGACCUUCGAGAGGAGUUACUUUUGACUAAAUCACGAGGUGAGAAGCGAACGCAACUCAAGGCAGAGAUGGCGAAAAUCUCAGAGGCCAUUGCGAUGGGCGCUUCAGAGAAACAGCGAAUGGAGGAGGAACUGGCACCGGGCCUUGCGGAGAAAGAGAGGCUCGCUGUGGAGCGCGAACGGCAACGUGAAAUGCAUGGCCAGGAGCAAAGUGAGCUGGAAAUCGACAUUCGCGAGCUACAGCGUCUCGUUGACGUCACCGCCGGCAUGAACAAGGCCAUCGAUCAGGCCGACGCUGCGGGAAUCUCUGACCGUUUGGCUGAGCACACCAAAUCACUAGAAGAAACGAACGGCAAGAUUGAGGACCUCGGAACGAAAUUGCAGGCGCGGGCGAAGCAAUUGAAAGCCAAGGAAGAGGUAAUAGCGCGUCAGAACGAUCUCAAACGUGAGUUGGAGGAUAACAUUGCAUUUCUGCGUGGGAAACGGGAGGAGGAGACCAUCUUGAAGGAUAUUGAAGAACUCGUGGAACAAAUGCAUAACAUGGGCCAAAUGGCUGACGUUGAGAAGAAAUUACGGCUCGCCCAGGGCAGCAAGAACGACUUGCGUACGGAGGCUGCAGAGGCGCAAGGGCGGGUGAAGGCUCACCAAGAGGCGAUGAAAUCGGCCAGUGAUCAGCUCAACGGCGCAGCAUACGUCAACAUCGACAAACGUCUGUCCAAGCAGCUGGUCGAGUUGAAAACAGUAGAAAUGGUUAGCGAUGACUUGGACCGAUACCACAAGGCUCUGGAUAAAGCUCUGAUGUCGUUUCACGCCAGUAAGAUGGAGGAGAUCAACAAGGUUGUUAGAGAACUUUGGCAGCGCACAUAUCGAGGACAGGAUAUCGAUAGCAUUCAAAUUCGUAGUGACUCAGAGACGACGACUGGUAGGAGCUCGUAUAACUACCGAGUUGUCAUGCUGUGUGGAGGCGCAGAACUUGAGAUGCGUGGCAGGUGCAGUGCAGGUCAAAAGGUGCUCGCGUGCCUCAUCAUUCGCCUUGCUCUGGCAGAGACGUUUUGCUUAAACUGCGGAAUCUUGGCUCUUGACGAACCUACAACUAAUCUCGAUGCCCCGAACUCGGACGCACUGGCGAGAUCGCUCAUAGAGAUCAUGAAAAGUCGACGAGAUCAAGAAAACUUUCAGCUGAUCGUGAUUACACACGACAUGGAGUUUGCCCACGUGCUUGGACAACGAGAGCUAACGGACUAUUACUGGAGAAUCACUAAGGACGAUAACCAGCACAGUCACAUCGAAAAAGAGGACAUCUACGACUAG
Ostreococcus tauri is the source of this 3942-nucleotide messenger RNA. RefSeq names its product DNA repair protein Rad50, eukaryotes. The transcript has 2 exons. Bases 1 to 3942 code for a protein of 1313 amino acids. Gene Ontology annotation, molecular function: single-stranded telomeric DNA binding; G-quadruplex DNA binding; double-stranded telomeric DNA binding. Gene Ontology annotation, cellular component: Mre11 complex; condensed nuclear chromosome; nucleus. Gene Ontology annotation, biological process: telomere maintenance via telomerase; telomere maintenance via recombination; double-strand break repair. The record is from RefSeq and is a predicted model, not a curated record. Lineage: Eukaryota; Viridiplantae; Chlorophyta; Mamiellophyceae; Mamiellales; Bathycoccaceae.